AUGGACAGUCCUGUCUCAAUUCCAGCUUGUUUGAAAAGUCCCCCCCUCCCUUCACAUUGCCAAAGGAAACAUCCCGCCAUGUCAUACAGAGGACCUAAUCAAAUCAGAAACCCAUUUGAUCCUGCAGGUGCCCAAUAUCAGGAGCAACCACAAGGAUUCACCAAUCACCACGUCCCUCACUCUGUAGCGAGACGUGCCUCCAUCAUUGAUACUAUUGACAGGAUGAUCCCAUCGGAUCACCCGGCAGUGAGGAAGUUUGAAGCAUUCACAGAGAAAAUUGAUGCUGCAAUGGAUCAAUACUUGGCGUUUGCGAAGCCAUAUGUCCCUGCAAUAGGUCGUUCCUUCAUUGUUGCUACUUUUAUUGAAGAUUCUUUCAGAAUUACCACCCAAUGGAAGGAACAGGUCUAUUAUCUUGCUACUUUCCGUCAUCUAUAUGAGUUUAUUGUCAAGAUGUUUCUUCUGAUAAACAUUAUCGGCAUGCUUACCGGUGUCGUGAUGGUCAUAUUAAGGAAACAGCCAGUUGCCUCUUCUUUGAUUCUAGUCUCAAUUGUUCUGCUACAAGGCUUGGUGUAUGGGUUAUUUUUCGAUCCUCCAUUUUUCCUUAGAAAUAUAUCUGUCAUUGGUGGCUUGCUUUUGGCUCUGUCUGACUCCCUGGUCAUUGAUAAGCGUGCUCUAUCCAUGCCAGGACUACCAAUGCUUGAAACUAAAGAUUAUAACAAGAAGUACUUUUUAUUAGCGGGUAGAAUCAUGCUUAUUGUGUUAUUCGUCACUUUUACAUUAUCGAUUAGAUGGUCUUUCAUUAACCUCCUCUUGAUUUUAGUUGGUACUCUUGCUUGUAUUUCUGUUGCUAUUGGAUACAAAACAAGAUUUUCCGCUUCCUUUUUGACAGUUUUAUUAAUGCUUCAUAACUGUAUGACUAACCAUUACUGGACCUACGCUUACCAGGACACCAGAAGAGAUUACUUGAGAUAUGAGUUCUUCCAAACUUUGAGUAUUAUUGGUGGUUUGCUAUUGAUUGUUAAUACCGGUGCAGGUGAGCUAUCCAUUGAUGAAAAGAAGAAGAAAUUCUAA
This is a messenger RNA of Pichia kudriavzevii, 1071 nucleotides long. RefSeq lists its product as uncharacterized. Bases 1 to 1071 code for a protein of 356 amino acids. Lineage: Eukaryota; Fungi; Ascomycota; Pichiomycetes; Pichiales; Pichiaceae. The transcript has a single exon. Gene Ontology annotation, biological process: Golgi organization. The record is from RefSeq and is a predicted model, not a curated record. Gene Ontology annotation, cellular component: membrane; endoplasmic reticulum; endoplasmic reticulum-Golgi intermediate compartment.